AUGUCGAAGCAAAUUGAGGUUGACGUUCUCGUCAUUGGUGCUGGCCCGACUGGUCUCGGUGCCGCAAAGCGUCUGAACCAGCUCAACGAUCAGUCAUGGAUGAUUGUCGACUCCAAUCCUGUUCCCGGUGGUCUUGCCUCGACCGACAUCACCAAAGAGGGCUUCCUCUACGAUGUUGGCGGCCACGUUAUCUUCUCGCACUACAAGUACUUCGACGACUGCAUCAACGAGGCUCUCCCCCACGAGACCGACUGGUACACCCACCAGAGAAUCUCCUACGUUCGCUGCAAGGAGCAGUGGGUCCCCUACCCCUUCCAAAACAACAUCUCCAUGCUUCCCAAGGAGGAGCAGGUUAAGUGUAUUGACGGCAUGAUUGACGCCGCCAUGGAGGCUAGAGUUGCCAACACAAAGCCCAAGGACUUCGACGAGUGGAUCGUCAGAAUGAUGGGUGAGGGCAUCGCCGACUUGUUCAUGCGUCCCUACAACUUCAAGGUCUGGGCUGUCCCGACCACCAAGAUGCAGUGCCAGUGGCUCGGUGAGCGUGUCGCUGCCCCCGACCUCAAGACUGUCACCAAGAACGUCAUCUUGAACAAAACCGCCGGCAAUUGGGGACCCAACGCCACUUUCCGUUUCCCUGCUGAAGGUGGCACUGGCGGCAUCUGGAUUGCCGUCGACAACACCAUUCCUAAGAGCAAGAAGAUGUAUGGUCCCGAUGCCACCGUUACCAAGGUUGACGCCGAUGCCCACACUGUCUCCCUCAAGGAUGGCACCACCAUCAAGUACGGCAAGCUUAUUUCGACCAUGUCCGUCGACUUCCUUACCGAGGCUAUGGGCAACCACGACCUUCACCAGCUUUCCAAGGGCUUGUUCUACAGCAGUACCCACGUCAUUGGUGUCGGUAUUCGUGGUCACCGCCCCGAGCGCAUUGGCGACAAGUGCUGGCUCUACUUCCCCGAGUCGGACUGCCCCUUCUACCGCGCAACCAUCUUCUCCAACUACUCUCCUCACAACCAGCCUGUUGCUACCAAGAAACUCGCAACUAUGCAGCUUGCUGAUGGCUCCAAGCCUGAGAGCGACGGCCUCAACGAGGGCCCUUACUGGAGCAUCAUGCUCGAGGUUUCAGAGUCCAGCAUGAAGCCUGUCGACUCAGAGAACCUCCUCAAGGACUGUAUCCAGGGUCUCGUUAACACCGAGAUGCUCCAGCCCAAGGACGAGAUCGUUUCCACCUACCACCGCAAGUUCGACCACGGUUACCCCACUCCUUCUCUUGAGCGCGAGGGUGUUCUCAAGGAGCUUCUCCCUAAGCUCAAGGACAUGGAUAUCUACUCUCGCGGCCGUUUCGGCGCUUGGCGCUACGAGGUUGGCAACCAAGACCACUCUUUCAUGCAGGGUGUCGAGGCUGUAGACGCUAUCGUCAACGGCUCUGUUGAGCUCUCUCUCUUCUACCCCGACUUCGUCAAUUCCCGCCAGAAUGACGAGCGUAGACUGGUCGACGGCGCCCAGUACUUCAAGUCAAUGAAGGGCAUUCGCGAUGAUAGCAAACCCCUUAAGGCAUAA
Messenger RNA from Aureobasidium subglaciale EXF-2481, 1557 nucleotides. RefSeq lists its product as uncharacterized. The record is from RefSeq and is a predicted model, not a curated record. Bases 1 to 1557 code for a protein of 518 amino acids. The transcript is spliced from 3 exons. Lineage: Eukaryota; Fungi; Ascomycota; Dothideomycetes; Dothideales; Saccotheciaceae.